This is a messenger RNA of Seminavis robusta, 471 nucleotides long. Lineage: Eukaryota; Bacillariophyta; Bacillariophyceae; Naviculales; Naviculaceae. The record is from the annotation of a GenBank genome assembly.
AUGGACUUGGAAGCGUGGAUGCUCGAGGUGGACGAAGAGUGGGACGAGCUCACCUUUGCGGCUCAAAGGCUUGCAUCGGCUUCGGCUAUCGCAGUGGUAACUCUGUUGGAUAAUGGCGAUACCAUUGCUUCGGUUAUCCGCCCUAAAGAUGAGGAGAAUGGCCCUCCUCCUGCAAAUAAGCCCAGAGGAAAGGACCCAGAUGGCAACAGAAUCGAAUCGGCAAAGGUGGCUGCAAUCAACCGGCUGGUUGCAGUCCAAGAAAAUAUCAACACCAUUGCUGCCAAGAACGCCACCGUUAGUGCACCUUUGGGCUUUGCGAAAUUGUUGAAGGAUAUGGGUAGAGAUGCUGAGGCCCGCGUUGCUCUGGAUAUGGCCUUGAAGGCUCAGUCAAAACCCUUCUCUGCCUAUGCAAAACUUUGCACUUUUGACCAGGAAGAAUUCAAGGAAGACCAUGACAUUGUUGAACCCUGA